This is a messenger RNA of Ananas comosus (pineapple), 1416 nucleotides long. RefSeq names its product pectinesterase-like. Gene Ontology annotation, molecular function: pectinesterase activity; pectinesterase inhibitor activity. Lineage: Eukaryota; Viridiplantae; Streptophyta; Magnoliopsida; Poales; Bromeliaceae. The record is from RefSeq and is a predicted model, not a curated record. Gene Ontology annotation, biological process: cell wall modification. The transcript has 3 exons. The coding region runs from base 1 to 1416 and encodes 471 amino acids.
AUGGCUGUUUCUUGCUUGGUCUAUAGGCUAGACCUCUACCACUCCUUCCUGCACCUGACGCUCGGCCUCGCCGACCGCGCGCAGUCCCACCUUCGCCGCCUGGGCUCGCGGUGCCAGUCUGACGCCGAGCGCACCGCCUGGCUCGACUGCUGGCGCCUCUACAGCAACGCCGCCCUCCAGCUGAACCGCACCCUCUCCCGCGCCUGCUCCCCCCUCGACUCCCAGACCUGGCUCUCCGCCGCCCUCACCAACCUCCACACCUGCCGCCACGGCUUCGCCGAGCUCGGCGCCUCCCCCGCCCUCAUCCGCCCCGUCAUCCAAUACAACCUCUCCGACCUCAUCAGCAAUCUCCUCGCCGUCAACAAUGCAACCCCCGCCACCGCCGCCACCCCCGCCACCCCCGGCUGGAUGAUGACGCUCUCGCAUCAACGCCGCCUUCUGCAGCUCGCAUCGUCGCGCCCCGACCUCGUAGUCGCGCAGGACGGCUCCGGAAACUUCCGGACGAUCAAGGACGCGCUCAACGCCGCCGCCGCCGCUAAGCAGAGCGGUCGCCGCGGGAGCGGCACGUUCGUAAUCUACGUGAAAGCCGGGGCGUACAGCGAAAAUCUAAACGUCGUUAGCGGCUUGAGCAACCUCACCCUCAUCGGCGACGGCAUCGGCAGGACCGUCAUCACCGGUAGCCGGAGCGUCGCCAAUGGCUUCACCACCUUUAGCUCCCCAACAUUUAGCGUGUUCGCCGACGGAUUCAUGGCGACCGGAAUCACGUUCCGAAACACGUUCGGGCCGGGCUCGCAGGCCGUCGCGCUGCUCUCGGCGUCGGACCGCUCCGUUUUCUACCGGUGCAGCUUCGAGGGCUACCAGGACACGCUCUGCGUCUUCUCGCAGCGUCAGUUCUACCGCGAAUGCGACGUCUACGGGACGAUCGACUUCAUUUUCGGCAACGCGGCUGCGGUUUUCCAGAACUGCAACAUCUUCGUGCGGCGGCCGAGGGCCGGCGAGUCGAACGUGAUCACCGCGCAGGGCCGCAGCGACCCGAACCAGAACACGGGGAUCGUCGUCCAGUCGUCGGCAAUCCGUGCCGCGCCAGAGUUCGUGCCGGUGGAGCGGGCGGUGCGGUCGUACCUCGGCCGGCCGUGGAUGCAGUACUCGCGGACGAUCUUCGUGCGGAGCUACAUCGACUCGAUCAUCGACCCGGCCGGGUGGUUGCCGUUCAACGGGAACUUCGCGCUGAGCACGCUGUACUACGCCGAGUUCCGGAACACGGGGCCGGGGUCGAGGCUCUCCGGCCGGGUCAGGUGGCCGGGUUAUCAUCUCAUUGCGCGGGCAUCGACGAUCAAGGAGUUUAGCGCCGGCCGAUUUAUCGCCGGCAGGACGUGGAUACCGUCCACCGGAGUGCCAUUUAGCUCAGGAUUUUAA